This is a messenger RNA of Procambarus clarkii (red swamp crayfish), 1053 nucleotides long. NCBI's taxonomy places the organism in Eukaryota, Metazoa, Arthropoda, Malacostraca, Decapoda, Cambaridae. The record is from RefSeq and is a predicted model, not a curated record.
AUGUCUCACCUCCGUCCCGGAACCCGUGUGCAUCAUGCCACCCCAGUGGGUCCAGACCCAAGUGCAUCAUGCCACACCAGUGGGUCCAGACCCAAGUGCAUCAUGCCACCCCAGUGGGUCCAGACCCAAGUGCAUCAUGCCACCCCAGUGGGUCCAGACCCAAGUGCAUCAUGCCACCCCAGUGGGUCCGGACCCAAGUGCAUCAUGCCACACCUGUGGGUCCAGACCCAAGUGCAUCAUGCCACACCAGUGGGUCCAGACCCAAGUGCAUCAUGCCACCCCAGUGGGUCCAGACCCAAGUGCAUCAUGCCACCCCAGUGGGUCCAGACCCAAGUGCAUCAUGCCACCCCAGUGGGUCCAGACCCAAGUGCAUCAUGCCACCCCAGUGGGUCCAGACCCAAGUGCAUCAUGCCACCCCAGUGGGUCCAGACCCAAGUGCAUCAUGCCACACCAGUGGGUCCAGACCCAAGUGCAUCAUGCCACCCCAGUGGGUCCAGACCCAAGUGCAUCAUGCCACCCCAGUGGGUCCAGACCCAAGUGCAUCAUGCCACACCAGUGGGUCCAGACCCAAGUGCAUCAUGCCACACCUGUGGGUCCAGACCCAAGUGCAUCAUGCCACCCCAGUGGGUCCAGACCCAAUUGCAUCAUGCCACACCAGUGGGUCCAGACCCAAGUGCAUCAUGCCACACCAGUGGGUCCAGACCCAAGUACAUCAUGCCACACCAGUGGGUCCAGACCCAAGUGCAUCAUGCCACACCAGUGGGUCCAGACCCAAGUGCAUCAUGCCACACCAGUGGGUCCAGACCCAAGUGCAUCAUGCCACACCAGUGGGUCCAGACCCAAGUGCAUCAUGCCACACCUGUGGGUCCGGACCCAAGUGCAUCAUGCCACACCUGUGGGUCCGGACCCAAGUGCAUCAUGCCACACCUGUGGGUCCGGACCCAAGUGCAUCAUGCCACACCAGUGGGUCCAGACCCAAGUGCAUCAUGCCACACCAGUGGGUCCAGACCCACGUUAACUAGCUACACUAGACAGUCUCCAGACCCACGUUAA